UUCAAUCUCCCCUCAUAUCAUCGGGGCUCUCCCCGACAAGGGCACUGCUAAAGAAUUUCUUAAAGCAGUUGAAGAACAAUUCAAAAGUUCGGAAAAAGUAUAUUCUCGAGAGCUUCUUGGCAAGCUUUGAGAAGUAUGUGAUUGAAGUAAAUGUAAGAGGUCAUAUCUUGAGGACGGUGAAUGCAACUUCGAAGCUUAAGGCUUUGGAGUUUGUCCUUAAUGAAAAUAUCCUAAUCCUUUUGAUAUUAGAGUCUCUCCCUCCAGAAUUUGAUCAGUUCAAGAUCAACUACAAUUUCCUGAAAGAAAAAUGGUCGCUCGCGGAGAUGACUCCUCGAGUUGUUGAGGAAGAACAGAGGAUCAUGAAACAGGCAAAGGAUCAGACUUUUCAUGUUGGCUCUUCCAAGAGAAAGCAUGAGGGCCAGGCAUCUUCCUCAAAGGCCCCAAAGAAGCAAUUCAUCCACAAUGAUACUCAGGUUGCUCCUAAGGGCAAGGGCCAGGCUGCCAACACCUCUGUUGGAGAUGUGAAGAAUACUUGCCAUUUUUGCAAGGAGGUAGGGCAUUUCCGGAAGAAUUGCCCUGGAUUUCUCAAGUGGAUGAUGAAGAGAGGGAUUAAGUUUGAUCCGCACCAUAAAGGCAAGAACAAGAAGCAUUAAAGUCGCCAAUGGGAAGGAAGCCGAUGUUGAAGCCGUGGGGACUCUCACAUUGGAGCUGCACACCGGCUUUCAUCUACAUUUGAAUAAUGUUCUUUACGUACCUACAUUGAGUAGGAAUUUAAUUUUAGUUUCUUGCUUAGACGAUAUUUCUAUUGCAUGUUUGUUUGGAAAUCAACGAUGCGUUAUCAAACAUUUAUAA
Brachypodium distachyon (stiff brome) is the source of this 852-nucleotide messenger RNA. RefSeq lists its product as uncharacterized. NCBI's taxonomy places the organism in Eukaryota, Viridiplantae, Streptophyta, Magnoliopsida, Poales, Poaceae. The coding region runs from base 324 to 653 and encodes 109 amino acids. The transcript has 2 exons. The record is from RefSeq and is a predicted model, not a curated record. Gene Ontology annotation, molecular function: zinc ion binding; nucleic acid binding.